Molecule: messenger RNA, 2356 nt
Organism: Botrytis byssoidea
Lineage: Eukaryota; Fungi; Ascomycota; Leotiomycetes; Helotiales; Sclerotiniaceae
Exons: 2
Coding region: 367-2085 (572 amino acids)
Source: RefSeq, a predicted model, not a curated record
UUAAUUGAUUGAGAGUGAAGGAUUUUGGUGCAAUGGAUUAUGUAUGUAUGGAAGGGUAGGGUAGGGGGUGUUGAUUAACGUGUUGGUAUAUUCCCUAGUCAUAUAGGCUUUCUUGAGAAGUUUUUCCCCUUCUUCUUCUUCUUCUCUUCUUUUGGUAAUUUUGCAUAUGUGUGUGUAUGUAUGUUUGAUUAACUAUUUGUUUGAGCAAACGAUUAUUUGAACUUGUUUGAUUUGAAUUUGAAUUUGAAUUUGAAAACAACAAAUGCGGCAAGUGUUCGCAGAAUAUUGGAAGAUUAUUAAGUGAAUAGAGAGCAAUAAUGUUGGGUUGAUAUAUGAAUGGGAUAAUAGGAAGUGAGAAAGCUGGAAAUGAUUAUAUCGAUUCAGAGAUGGAGGGUCUUGGUGGUCUGGUGCGGGUUACUGGGCAUGGCGUUUGGCGGUCACGACGGGAAGACGGAUGGGAGGAAAAUUGGGAAGGACAGUUAUGGGGACAAGAGGAGCUCGUCGUUGUCGCCGCAAAUUAACACUUCUCGAGCUGCCGGUGAUGAAGUUGAAGGGGGUUCAUGGUAUUAUCCUACCACGUGGCCUUCUUUUGAAGAGAAGCGUACUGUGUCUUUGAAUCAGUCCUAUACGCCCCGUUUCGAAGUUGGAUUGCAAGGACCACAAGACGCAAAACAUCUAGCUUUAUGUUACACUACCAAUUUCCAAGCACCAGAAUCGGCCAACAUAUAUUAUGUUAUACCUCUCAAAUACGAAUGUCCAAAGGCUGACCCCUCUUGUCAAAUCGACCGCCAGAAAUCAGGGACGGCGAAUUUAGACGUCAAUCUCUAUAAUACUAGUGCAGGCCUCUCUACCUUUACAAAGCCGAACUCAGCUUUCUUUCUGUGUUUCAGCAAUGGUAGUGAUACUGUCGUGGGCUUCCUCUGCGAGUCUUACAGCCCAUACUUCCAGAUAUUACGCAGCCCCUCGCCUCCUAAUCAGAGAAGAGAAGAGACAGCAGAUUUAGCAGCAGCCGAAUCAUCAUCUUUGUCGGCUUUCGCAAGCUCGUUUGUAGCAGCCAUAACAAACUAUGCAGCUCCAAUGACUCCGCUCUCCGUCACAGCAAGCACGACAAUCUUCUUGCCUUCAGGAGGAACAGUGAUCCCAGCGUCAACAACUGCGCCCAAUAUACCCAUUUCAACAUCAUAUGCCUCGACUGUAACGACACCUAUAUUAACUCCAACCGGUACCGACGGUUUGGCUAGUGCAACUGGCACCUCUGACUCAUCCAGCUCCAGCUCCGGCUCCUCGAACUCCAGCGGACUCUCGCUGGGCGCCAAAAUUGGCAUCGCCCUCGGCGCUAUAAUCUUUGUCUUCCUCCUCCUUCUAGCCCUCCUUCUCCUCCUCCGUCGCCGCCGCAAGAACCCCCCUAAAAACACCUCUCGCACUCCCGAGAAUCUACUCCUUUCCUCCUCUCUCAAACACAACAACGACUCCAAUUCCCUCUUCAUCGCCGAAAAACUCGCUCUCACCGAUCGCAGCGAUACAAACACCCCUCUCACAUCUCGCGGUGCCGGAAUCCUCGGCGGAACAUUCGAUCACGACGAUGAUCUCCACCAAGACUUACCCGCGCCCGGAAGUGCCUUUACAGCAAACACACCUGUACCCAUUAGUCCACGCCGCAGCCAAGCUGCCAACACGCUGCGUAGUGAAGUGGUAGGAAGUCGCGCCGUAAGCAUCGCUUCCGGAAUCUCUCGGCCCGUAUCCCCCGUUCACAGCAGUGCGGGGAAUAUCGUAGAUCUCAGUCGAGAAAAUAGUCGCGAGCGGAUUGGAGAUAGGAGUAUCUUUGAUCAGGAACCGUAUACGGAUAAUAUAGGCGCAGGCGCAAAUAGUUUAGCAGUAGGUAUGAAUGGGGAUAGAAACGGAAGUCGCACGAAUUUAGACGUGCCGAAAGUAUAUAAAGGGGCGCUACAGGCGCCUUUCCUCAGCGAACCAGGGAUGUCGGCUGAGGAGGUAGCGAGGUUGGAGGAGGAGGAGAGGAGGAUUGAUGAGGCGAUUGCGGAGGCGGAAGAGGAGAGGAGGAGAGCGAGAGAAGCAAGAGGGAGAUAGAGAUUGAUGGAUUGCCUGGGUGGGAAGUUGGAAGUUUUGGAGUUUUCGGAUCUUUUGUUGGUGGGUAGUUUACAUAUACACCGUGCUAAUAUAGUAGGUGUGAGAUUGCGAUAUUGUGUAUCGCGAUUCUAGUAUAUCUUGUUAUAUACACUUAUUUAUUUACAUAUUUAUAACUAUUUGUAGUGCGAUUACAUAUACAUAUUUGAUUAAUUAUCGAAUUUUUGUUUUACUCAUUAUUUGUAUAUUGCGGAAUGCAUGGGGGUUUUUCUGU